Molecule: messenger RNA, 3667 nt
Organism: Microplitis demolitor
Lineage: Eukaryota; Metazoa; Arthropoda; Insecta; Hymenoptera; Braconidae
Product: growth arrest-specific protein 2
Exons: 10
Coding region: 510-1892 (460 amino acids)
Biological process (GO): actin crosslink formation
Cellular component (GO): actin filament
Molecular function (GO): microtubule binding; cytoskeletal adaptor activity; actin filament binding
Source: RefSeq, a predicted model, not a curated record
GUAGUAAGUUUGUAAGUUGUAAGUUGUAAUGCAAGAGUAAGAGCAUGUUCUCGUACAUCUUUGGUAUUGUGUGUAUAGGAUGGGCGGCUGAUGAAGAAGCAGUCACGGAGACGGAGACAUGAGUUGGUAGUUGGGAGUAGUUGGGUAUUGAGAGUAGUCGGGAGCUCUUUAGUUCGAGUCAUAUUGCUGUUAAGUCAGCAUACAAGUGGUGGACAAGCGUUCAUAUAAGUCCGGUUGAAUUCCUCCAAGCCGCGUGUACUGUGUUCGUUUAUUUAUUUGUUUAUUUUUUGUUAAUUUGAAUUUGGUGGAAAUUUUUUGAGCACGUGGUCGAAAUUAUUUUUUUUUGUUUAAGAAAAAUUAAUUUUGUAACUUUGUUUGUUUAUUUCAUUUAAUUAAAAUGGAUAGUAAACAUGUAGAGUUAAUUCGCAGACGUAAUUGAAACAAGUGGAGGAUUUUAGUUAAUUAAUUGAAUAAAAUAAAAUAAAUUUUAUUAAUUGUUAAAAAAAAAGAUGUCAUACUCAAACCGUUUUCCACCGACCCAACACACGAGAUAUAGAAGCAGCUGGGGACCAUCUUCAGUAUCAGCUUUCACACGUGCUGAUGUCCCGAGAGCAUCUCCCGAAGAAGAAGAAUAUGAAUUUUAUCAUGAGAGAAUUCAUUCUGCUCAAAAUCGGCAACUGAUUCCACUACAAGAAGAUUUGGCUGAUUGGAUAAAUAAAGUGAUAAAUGUGGAUUAUAUAACCGGGGAUAAUUUCUUCGAUACUCUAGACAAUGGAGUAGUGGUAUGUAAAUUAGCCCGAGUUAUUCAGGAAAAAGCUCGUGCCGCAAUUGACGCCGGAUUAGCUAAAGGAACAGUACCAGUAAUACGCGGCCGUUGUUGGGAAAAUGCAGCCAGGCGUAGUUUUUUUUCACGCGACAAUAUGGAAAAUUUUAUCCAAUUUUGCCGACGUUUAGGCGUACACGAAAAUUUGUUAUUUGAAAGCGAUGAUCUUGUACUUCAUGGACAACCACGUAAUGUUGUGUUAUGUUUAUUAGAAGUAGCCCGAUUAGCUUCUAAAUAUUCUUUAGAACCACCAGGACUGGUACAAUUGGAACGUGAAAUUGCUGAACAAGAACGUGAAUUACAUUGCAUGUCAGAUAGUGGUAUAUCUCAUAGUAGUUUAGUUUCAUGGCAGUUUCAACCCCCGUCUCCAAUUUCUUCACCUAUACCACCUAAAGAAAAAAUAAAACACAGCUGUUCGGCGUCUGAAAUAACUACGGCGGCACUAUGGCUGAAUCCAACACCUCCGACGACACCACUCGAGCCACCGACGGAAAUGCGUCGUUCAGUGAGUGAUAAUGGACCGACUGGCAGUGACGGAGUACCGAGUGACACCACGGAGGAUGAUUGGUCGCGCGGUAGUGCUGAAGAUCCGGACGAACUUCCGUCACCAGUUAGUUCACCAUCUCCGGCAGAACCUCCGGAACAUGUUGGACCAAUCACUGAACUCGAUAGAAAACUUCUCAAAUAUAUUGAUGUGGGUACUCAAACUCCAGGGAAUUUAACCACAAAUUCAUCUGUACGAAGAGCAGCUGAAGCUAUUCAUAGACUUUGCCAGUGUUCAAAUGAAAAGUGUUCAAAAUUAAAAGUACGAAAAGUCGGCGAGGGUCGCUAUCACAUCGCCGGUCGCAAUGUCUUCAUUAGGCUUCUUAAGGGCCGGCACAUGAUGGUAAGAGUUGGCGGUGGGUGGGAUACACUGGAGCACUUUUUAUCAAGACAUGACCCGUGUCAGGUGAGGGUCCUCAGCCGCGAAAGCACACCGCCUCCUCACACAACCGCAAAGCACACAAAUUUUCUCCACAUACGUGCUAAAUAUCGCAGUUCACCCGCAGAAUCUAUUUCUCGACGUUAAUUGCACAGUGCCUACCACUUAAUUAUUUAUAUUAAUUUAAUAUAUACCAUUUAUUAUAUAUACAUCUUCAUUAUAUAUACCUGGCUUUAUAUAAUGUAAGAAAUCAUCAUCAUAUUAAUUAAUUAAUCAAUCAAUUAAUUAAUUAACUACUCAAUUAUCAUGUGCGCACGUCCAAAUUAAUGUAGUCCACUUUGCCUACUACUUUAUACAUUUAUAAUAAUAUUAAUAUAUAUUUAUACAUUUGUAUAUUUAUAUAUUACAUGAUAUUUAAUAUUUAUAUUUAUAAAUAUUUUUCCAGUCAGGUUUAAAAAUUUUAUAAAAAAAACAAAUAGGUAUAGAAAAAAAAGUUUUCUACGAGAGCAAUAUUUUUUUUUGUAAUGUUGAAAAUCAAUUAAUAAUAAUUAUUAAUUAGUAAUAAAUGAAGGUGUCUUGAUAUUUGCUCAAUCAGAAUUUUUUUUUAUAAAUAAAAUAUUAAAUGUGAUAGUAAUUUUUUUUAAAAUUAAAAAAAAAAUAUUCGAUGUUUGAAUAUUUAUAAAUUACGAAGCAAUUGUAGUAAUUAUUAAUGAUUAAUUACAUUAGCACUUGGUAAUAAAUAGGGCCGGGAUUUUUGCUUUGAUUUGAAACUAACAAUUUAUAACUGAUGGUGUCGAAUUUUGGACACUGCAGCGGAAAUAUUGGUCGUAUAAACAAAUUUUUGAAAUACAAGUUGUUCAAAUUUUAACUUUUUAAAAAUAAUGUCUCUUAUAAUUUUUCUUUAGGACUGAUGAGCAAGCUGUAGUUCUAAAAUUAAGAUUUUGAUAAUUGAUAAAAAUUUGAAUCAUUCAUUAUGAAUCUUAAUUUUGGAAUUACGGUGAAAAUAUUGACCGUAUAAAAAAAAUUUUCAAACAAAAGUUGUAGGAAAUGUAAUUUUCUAGAAAAAAUGUUUCUUAUGAUUUUUUUAUAUGACUAAUAUUUUCCCCGUAAUUUUAAACUUAACAUUUUUUAAAUUGACAAAAAUUUGAAUCAUUCAUUAUGAAUCUUAAUUUAGGGAUUACGGUGAAAAUAUUGGUUGUAUGAAAAAAUCAUAAGGGACGUUUUUUCUAGAAAAUUAAAUUUCCUACAACUUUUGUUUAAAAAAUUUUUUUCUAAGACCAAUAUUUCCGCCGUCAUAUUAAAUAUUUGAACCAUUAAUUUCAAAAGUAAGGCAAAAAUCUUGUCAUAAGUAAUAAAUAUAUAUAAAUAAAAAAGGCACUUAAUAUACUAAAAUUUUCGCUUAAUUGCGAUUUAUUUCCACACAAAUAAAUUCAAUCAGUACAAUAUUUAAAUAUAUUUAUAUAUAAAUAUAUUAAUUGCUUACAUUUAGCUUGAUAAUUGUUAAUCCAAUUUAUCUUUUGUACUUUUAUAAAAAAAAAUAGUUACAAGUAGAGUUUAGAAAUAAAAUUAAUAUUUAUUAAUAGUAAUUUUAAAUAUCUAAUUUAUGUAGUUGUAUAUAAUUAAUAAAAAUUUUUCAGAAAUGCAGGAUUAAAGUGUUUAAGGAAAUACCAAAGCUAAGAAUUUCUAAAAAAGUUAUGUCUGCACGUUGAGGCUAAUAAUUAUUACGUCAAAAUAAUUGUAAUUAUUUUAAUCAUUAACAAUUUACUAUUCGUAUAAUCGUUUAUUGAUAAUGAUAAUUAAUAUACUUGUAUUAAUUAUAUUAAAAUCAUUAAUACUUAGAAAAUUUCGCCAUUAAUAAUUUAAUUAAUUAUUUUUUUUCUAAUGUUGAUAGUUUAUUAUUUAUAAAUAUUAAUGUAUAAUAC